Molecule: messenger RNA, 3255 nt
Organism: Fusarium tjaetaba
Lineage: Eukaryota; Fungi; Ascomycota; Sordariomycetes; Hypocreales; Nectriaceae
Product: nonribosomal peptide synthetase
Exons: 3
Coding region: 1-3255 (1084 amino acids)
Molecular function (GO): phosphopantetheine binding
Source: RefSeq, a predicted model, not a curated record
AUGGCGGAAGCGAAUUACUUCACUUGUACACUUGGCGAAGCUGCGAGAUUGAAGCGAAAGGACGACAAGGCCAAAACAUGGACAACAGUGGUGGAUUUAAUAGAUGACCAGGCGGACAAGAACCCAGAUGCACCAGCUUUGGGCUUUGCAACAUUCACGCAUUUGAAGUCUACCCAAGUGUUCCGUCAUCUCCUCACAUUCCAACACCUCUCCGACACAUCAAAGCAUGCCGCCGGGAUACUUUCAACUCAUUUGCCAAAGGAGCCCAAGUCCCUGAAGAUAGGCCUUCUAUCGUCUAGUAGUACCGAGUUUGUCUUGACAUGGCUUGGUUUGAUGCGCCUGGGAUAUACUGUUUUGCUUCUUGCGCCUCAAUUGGCACCACCAGCGGUUCAGCAUCUUUGCGAGACUCUAGAUAUUCGACAUGUUUUCGUCGACGAAAUUUACGAGUAUAGAGCGCGCGGACUCUCCAACGACAUUGAGAUCAUCAGAAUACCUUCGUAUAAGGAUGAUUCACCGACAGAUAGCUUGGACCAGACGCCUGGCGUUUCUGAAACAGCAUACAUAUGCCACACUUCGGGAACCUCAUCAGGACUACCCAAGCCAAUCCCCCAAACGCAGUUUGGAGUGAUGGGGGCUCUGUACAGUUUUCCCGGGAAGAACAAACCAGCAACCUUUUCCGCGACUCCCCUCUAUCAUGGAGGAUUUCCGGAUUGUCUGCGAGCCUGGACCAGUGGUGCUUCGAUAUGGUUCUUCCCCGAAGGACAGGCUCCCAUUACAGGCGCCAAUAUCAUCAGAGCCAUCGAGUUUGCACGCUCGCACAGCCCAAUACCCGUCAAGUACUUUUCGUCAGUUCCCUAUGUCCUUCAGAUGCUGUCCGAAGAGUACGGGGGUAUCGAACUUCUUCAGACAAUGGACCUCGUUGGUGUUGGUGGCGCUGCUCUUCCACCAGCCAUAGGCGAUAAGCUCGUGGACGAAGGCGUGAAUCUCCUCUCACGGAUGGGAAGUGCAGAAUGUGGAUUUCUGAUGUCUUCACAUAGGGAUUACGCUAAAGACAAAGACUGGCAAUUUCUCCGGGCCAUUGAUGAUCCAAAGCUGAUCGAUUUCGAACCCCGCGAGAAUAACCUAUCGGAACUUGUUGUGAAGCCUGGCUGGCCUUUCUUGAUCAAGACGAAUCGCAGAGAUGGAUCAUACGCGACUUCUGAUCUGUUUGAACCACACUCAUCCAUCUCGAAUGCGUGGCGGUAUCAUAGCAGAGCUGAUGCACAAAUCACUCUUGCGAACGGAAAGAAGUUUGAUCCUUCGCCUAUUGAGGGGAGCAUACUUGCUUCUAGCAAACUACUACAGGAUAUUCUCAUAUUUGGCAGUGGUAGAGACUACGCCGGAGCACUUCUCUUCCCUUCCUCGAGCGACAUCAGUGCAGAUGAAGUAAUCGACGCAAUCUGGCCACAUAUCGAUAAGUUGAACGCGGACAGUCAAACACACACCCGAAUCAACAAAACAAUGCUGGUAGUAGUCCCUGUCAAAGAGGGUCAGAAGCCGCUAGAGAAGAGUAGUAAGGGGACUAUCCUCCGUCGGCAAGCUGAAGAGAAGUACUCGGAUGAAAUCGAAGGGGCUUACAGCAACACUUCAUCUUCGACGAAGAUCCCGCAAGAGGGGCUUCAAAAGGCGGUUCAAGAUUGCUUCGAGAAGGUCCUCGGCCGGCAUGUUGAGCCGGAUCAAGACCUGUAUCGCCAGGGUGUGGACUCCAUCUCUUGUAUACAAAUCCGAAAGCUACUCGAACAAACUUGUCUCUCGUCUGAGGAUGGGCGGCUUCCUCUGAACGUCAUCUACGAUCAAGGCACCGUCAACUCGCUCGUCGGGUAUUUGGAAAGAGCGAAUUCGGGUGACAACGAUUUCAAUGCCGACCCCGAUGAGUCAGAACUCAACCUCAUGCAAACUCUCGCUGAGAAGUACGGCACUUUUGACCCAGCCUCCCAUGAUGUUACCGGUAUGCUAGGUUCGGGAGCAUCUUCUUCCGGUAGUGGUGUCAAAACCCAAGCACAGCAAAAUCGCGAAGCCUUGGAUGAGAAGAAAAGGCUGGCCCAGAUGGCUAUGAAGAUUGUGCAAGACCCCAAUCACCGCCCCACGCGUGUCGUACUCACCGGUGCGACUGGGUUCCUCGGGGCGCAUAUCCUUCACCUUCUUCGGGAUGACCCAAAGGUCGAUAGGAUUUACUGCUUGCUUCGAGCCGACGGUCCAUUCGCGGCCCAGAAACGAGUCUCUGAAGCCCUCUUCCAACGAUUUCUACCACCUCUCGAACCACGCCAGGAUAAAGUCGUCUGUCUUCCGUGCGAUCUGACACAAAGAGAUCUUGGAAUUCCCGAAGCAUCUCUCCGGGAGAUUUCGACGACUACUACGAAGAUCAUACACUCAGCCUGGGCGGUUAACUUUAGUCUUCGACUCAACUCAUUCGAAGAUCACAUUUUGAGUACAAAGAACUUGAUCAACAUCGCUAUAGAGGCUGAUGCGCAAUUCAUCUUUGUCAGCUCUAUUGCGGCAGUGAGUGACUCUACUGCUCGACCGAUUCCUGAAAAGCUUUCUCAGGAUCCUAAAGAGGCUUCACCACUUGGCUACUCACGCUCCAAGUGGGUAGCCGAACAGAUUUGUGCUGCAGUUAAUAAGAAGCUUGACUCUUCUCCAGCCUCGAUCGCUCGGGUCGGUCAACUUUGCAGCAAUGGAACUGGAAUCUGGAAUACCGCCGAGGCGUAUCCGCUAUUGCUCUCAACAUCCAAGAUCACAGGAUGUCUGCCUGAUCUUCCAAAUGAAGUGCUCAACUGGCUUCCCGUUGAGCAAGCUGCCCAAGCUGUCGUCGAAAUUGCAUCCACGACCUCCAAUGGCUCCAAUGGCUCGGGGACGCCUGUCUACCAUGUCUUGAACCCGCAUACCACGCCAAGCUGGAAAGAAAUGUUGGACUGGUUAGCUGCCAGUAACGACAGUCCCGAGUUCGAGGUCGUCUCAUCAACAGAGUGGCUUGAGCGCUUGGAGAAAGCGUUGAGUGAUGACAGCGCCAAUCAUCCGUCACAGGCUCUUAUAGGUUUAUGGAAGCAGUCAUAUUCCAACGAGAAGGAUAAUGGCACCAGUGAGGAUCAAGAGAUUUCUUUAUUCGAUGUUGCUCAGACACAGAAGGUCUCUGCUUUAAUACGGGACGUUAAGCCACUGGCUCGCGAGCGACUGAUCAAGACUUGGAAGUGGGUGAACGAGAAUAUCAAGGGCUGA